Exserohilum turcica Et28A is the source of this 1150-nucleotide messenger RNA. RefSeq lists its product as uncharacterized. The transcript has 3 exons. Bases 45 to 1097 code for a protein of 350 amino acids. Lineage: Eukaryota; Fungi; Ascomycota; Dothideomycetes; Pleosporales; Pleosporaceae. Gene Ontology annotation, molecular function: oxidoreductase activity. The record is from RefSeq and is a predicted model, not a curated record.
AAGCUGCUCUGUAAACCAAUCCUACACCUAAAUAAUAUCCAAACAUGGCGCCGUCAACCACAAAGGCAUGGACCAUCCAGGGCCAGAACGGCUUCGACUCGCUCAAGUUCAACGAGCAGGCCCCGGUGCCUGAGAUGGGCGACCGCGAUGUCCUCGUCAAGAUCCACGCUGCCUCCCUCAACUACCGCGACCUCAUCAUCCCCAAGGGCAGAUACCCCUUCCCACUCAAGGACAACAUUGUCCCCGGCUCAGACGGUGCCGGCACCGUAGAAGCUGUCGGCAAGCACGUCACACGCUUCCAGCCCGGAGACAAGGUCGUCACGCUCUUCAACCAAGGCCACAUAGCCGGCUCCCUCGACGCCCAAUCGCUCGCCACGGGUCUCGGCGGCGCCAUGGACGGCACCCUGCGCGAGCACGGCGUCUUCGACGAAGCCGGGCUCGUCAAGGCACCCUCCAACCUCAACAUGCUGGAAGCCUCGACGCUCUCGUGCGCCGCCCUCACAGCGUGGAACGCUCUCUACGGCCUCGAGUCGCGCGCCCUCAAGCCCGGCGACACGGUCCUGACCCAGGGCACCGGCGGCGUCAGUCUGUUUGCCGUGCAAUUCGCCAAAGCCGCCGGCGCAAAAGUCAUCGCCACAACGAGCUCGAGUGCAAAAGCCCAGCUGCUGACAAAAUACGGCGCCGACCACGUCAUCAACUACAAGGAAACGCCCAACUGGGGCGAGCAAGCCGCAAAGCUAGCAGGCGGCACAGGCGUGCAGCACGUAGUUGAAGUCGGCGGUCCCACCACCAUGGCGCAGUCGUUCAAAGCCGUCGCCAUCGACGGCGUCAUCACCAUCAUCGGUUUCAUCGGCGGCGGCGGCGGCGCAGACAAACAGCCCACCUUCCUCGACUGCCUCGAGAACCUGUGCACCGUCCGCGGUCUCCUCGUCGGCUCGCGCCUGCAAAUGGAAGACAUGUGCCGCGCCAUCGAAGCCAACAACAUCCACCCUGUUGUCGAUGAAAAAGUGUUUGAGCUCAAGGACCUCAAGGACGCGUACCAGUACAUGUGGGAUCAGAAACACUUUGGUAAGCUGACCAUCAAGGUUGCUGCCUAGACAUUUCAGCCUUGUAUAACAGAGUCCAUCUUCACGUACAUGAUAUAAUCAAA